GAAAUUCUAGCAGGUGAUGGCACCUAGAAGCACAAUGCCUAGAGGCUAGAGUGGUCCAAGUUAAGGUCUCACAAGAUACAAACAAAGAUCUACCUGGCAUUAGCAACCAAAUUGUUCAUCUUUUGAACAUUUACCAGAGAUAGAAGACAAAACAGCUCAAUUUAUGUGAGCCAUACACGAAUAUGCUGGCAGUGGCAUCAAAGACUACCUUUGUUAUUUAUCGUAUAGAAGUUAAACAAGUAGCAACGUGAAAGGGUGUCAGCAGAAUGCUGCCAGAUCGAAGCCCACCACCAUCAGUACAUUUAGACAAAAGCAAAUGCAGAAUAUUGACCUGGAUGCAAGUUGCACCAAACACAACACAUCUGUUAGAAUGGGUGAGAGUAGAGGAAGCAUCGCCUUCUUCACGAGCUACAGGCCGCCAGUGCCCCUGGACAUAUUCUGCUGUCCAGUUCCAGCGUCAUCAAAGCUGGACGAGCUGCACUUGACGGACGGCUUGUCGUACAACUACAACGGCCAAACUGUUCCACCAGAAGCUCUCAAGACGAUUGUCAAGCGCCUAGAGUUGGCACCACAAGCCGCGAUAGAAGCCGACAUCGAUUCGGGCCGUCUCACCGGCUUGAUCUUUGUCUCCGAAAGGCAACACAACCUUGAAACACUCCAGAUAGCCCUGCGCUCUAAUGAUGACGGCGAAGUCAAGGUCUUCACCUUGGCUGACAUCUAUGGCACUGAGUUGUUCGGUGGUGCCCGUCUGGAGGACAGUGGCUGCAUUGCUGGUGGCUACGAGUUGGACGGUCAAACGUCUGACCAUUACCUUGUCUAUGUGUCCACCAAGGAGCCCGUGCAAGAACGCCGUAGCCCCUGGAAUGUCGUCUAUAAAACUAAUCUUGGGACAGGCGAAACUGAGCGCCUCACUCCACCAGGGACGUUUGAUUUAAGUCCCUCUGUGUCACCAUCUGGGAAGAGGGUAGCAGUGGCUUCUUACCAAGGAAAGAAAUGGGAUGGGGAAAUUAAGGACUUGCCGACCAGCAUUUACGUGAUGAGCAUAGAGACCCCAUCUCUGGAUCGCGAGCGGGUGAUCGAGAACGGUGGCUGGCCAACAUGGGGAAGCGAGACAGUAAUAUUCUUCCACAGAUUGACAGGGGAGAACUGGGGUGUGUUUCGGUAUGACUUGAGCACCGGCGAGACCAUCCGCGUGACCCCGGAAGCAUUCGAUGCGAUGACUCCAGCAGCCAUUGAUGAAACAAGAGUGGCUGUGGCAACUAUCCGCCAGAAAUCUGUGUUCUUUGAUGUUCGUGUUGAAGCGCAGUAUCGUCAUAUCGAGGUUUUUGAUAUGAGUUCCCCAGAAAAAUCACUGCAAAUCACUCACUACACCAAGCCAAAAGGCGACCAUUACAACCCCUUUGUGAUGGACAGUGGCAAGUACAUUGGCUACCAUCGUUGCCAAAGCGACCAUCUCCAGCAUGGAGAUGAUGUCCCGAGACAAUUCAACAAGCUGCUGUCCCCACACGAAGAUGUUGGACUGUUUCGGGUUGCGGGUGCGUUCCCAGCCUUUUCCAAAGAUGGCUCUAAGCUUGCAUUUGUUGAUAACGAGUUCAAAUCCGUGUGGUUGGCCGAUAGCGAUGGAAUGCGUGUUGUCUUUGAGACAGAUGGCCCCAAUGGCAUCUUCUCACCAGUUUGGAACCAAAAGAAGGACAUAUUGUAUGUGUGUAUGGGACCGUCUUUCAAACCCAACGAAACGUUGGAGAUCUACGCCAUCCCCCAUGUAUCGAGUGGUGCACGAGAGCGGCGGCUGCUCACAAAGGGGAAAUUCAACAAUGCGUUCCCAUCCACCAAUCCAGAAGGGACAAAACUUGUUUUCCGAUCAACGAAGCAUGGAGGAGACAAGAAGUACAAGAGUCUAUACAUAAUGGACGCAGAAGUUGGGGAGGACGCAGGCGAAGCGGAACGGCUGACAGAAGGUGAUUGGACUGACACACACUGUCAAUGGUCUCCGAACAAAGAUUGGAUCGUGUUCUCAUCAAACCGCGACAGGCCCGCAGACGCGCCGGAGCGCGACCAUGGCCUGGACCCGGGUUACUUUGCUGUUUACCUAAUGAAUGCAAGCGACCGCUCGGUGGUGAGGGUGCUCAGGAGUGGUUACGACCUCUCUGGUCACGUGAACCACCCGGUCUUCAGUCCAGAUGGUCGAAGCAUCGCCGUGACGGCAGACCUUGCCGCGGUGUCCGCUGACCCGAUAUCACUGCCGAUCUUCUUCAACUCGGUAAGGCCCUAUGGUGACAUCUUCACCGUUGACAUCGACCCGGAUGACAUGGAGAAGAACCAGGAUGUGGAGAAUUUUUCCCGUGUCACACACAGCAAAUACGAGAAUUCCACUCCCGCCUGGACAGUGUUCUCGACUGAUGACCCGCAUGCGCAAUGGAACCUCCUGGUCAUGGAGGACAAUUACACCCCGUCAUGUCCGUACGCGCAUCAUGAUGGAGGUGAAAGUUGGCACAUGACCGGUCAGAUCUGCACUCCGAAAAGGGUCUGUUGAUUUUCGCCGUUGUGCCGGAAUGGCUAGAUUUUCCAAUGCCCCUUCGGGGUUAUUUUUGUUUCUUACAAGUUGGAAUUUUUGUUUGGGCUGCUGAAAAUUUGCAUUGUACACGUCUCAUCUCGCUGAAAUAAAGUUUGCCAGAUUCAUUUUCAUCAUAA
Messenger RNA from Lolium perenne, 2691 nucleotides. RefSeq lists its product as uncharacterized. Lineage: Eukaryota; Viridiplantae; Streptophyta; Magnoliopsida; Poales; Poaceae. The record is from RefSeq and is a predicted model, not a curated record.